Molecule: messenger RNA, 7257 nt
Organism: Heterostelium album PN500
Lineage: Eukaryota; Evosea; Eumycetozoa; Acytosteliales; Acytosteliaceae
Exons: 7
Coding region: 1-7257 (2418 amino acids)
Biological process (GO): superoxide metabolic process
Molecular function (GO): metal ion binding
Source: RefSeq, a predicted model, not a curated record
AUGAUUAGUAGUAGAUCAAGUAUAUUAUUUUCGACGACCGUACUAUUUAUUUUAUCAUUUUUGUCAUGGAGUGGUCUGGCAAUUCAAUACGACACACCAACAACCAUCAGCAAUCCACUUUCGGUCAGUGAUGUAUUGAUUCUCAAUAAUACAUCAAUAAAGUUCCAGACUACCGAUAUCACCAUUGCACCAAGCGUCAGCUUGGUCAUCAUUGGUCAAUGCUCCAUCGUUUCAGAUGUACCAUUAACAUUGAAAUUCUAUUCAUUAAACACCACCAGUUCAUCAUUAUCCUCAUUAUCUUUGGAUAAUUUUGGAUUAAUAUUUACAAAUGAAUCAUCUGUUGAAGAAUUGACAUUUGAUAUGAAAACACGUAGUGUUAUCAAAUUUUUAAAGGAUACUACAAUCACUUAUAAUAGAGUACCAAGUAACACGGUUAUUUUCAAUGGUGGUGAUGUUUACAUUUCAAACACUACCACUCUUAGAUUGAGUUCAAGCAGCGUUCCAACUUUCAAUAUCACAUCGACUCUUCACAACCAAUAUAGAUUUAUUUCCACACCAAUUUUACGUCUCUAUCCAAGCAGAGUAAUCAGCUCACUAGGUUCACUCUUCUUUUUCAAUGAGAUCUACUCACUCAACACUGCUGCAGAGGAUAUGGAGAUCAAUGAUUCUCUCGUCUAUUUCAAGCGUAUCAAUUUGGCCGGUGGCAGACUCCUGUUGAAUCGUUCCACUUGGAGUAUGCAAACACAGCCAUCUUCGAUCACCUCAUACGUCGAGAACACCCGUGUUGUCCUGGGUGUCAAUGUAACUCUCAACUACUAUCGUAAUUCCACCGAGUAUCCACAGGGUUUAAUUCACCUUACUACCGGUGGAUACGUCGAUGUCCAAUCGCCAUCGACCUUGACGAUUCUCUUCAAUUUGAAUCUUCAACUCUACUUGUUGACCACCACUCAAUCGCAGCUGAUAUUCUCAGAGAACGGUGGAAUCAAUUGUAAUGGCGCUGCCAAUUCGAGAUUACACGGUAAUAGAAUAAGCAAUGCACCGAUCGUUGCAAUCCAACCACUUAACAACCUAGUCAAUUUGGGUUCCAUUGACGCCAUCUUGGUAUGCUCAGCACAAGGUGUUUCCUCACGUAUUUUCAAUAAAAUUGGUGACGGAUUCUACACUUCACCACCCUGUCCCAACGGUCAAAUUCGUUGUAUUGGAGGUGCGGUCGGUAACACUUGUUAUAAUGUAACAGACAACCCUUGCUCCACUGCUUGUUUCACAACCGGACCAAACACUGCCAUCCCUAUCAACUUUGCAUCCGAAACAUUCGAAUACAAGAAAUCCAGCGCUCAACAACUGCAAUCUGGCCAAAGACAACUUAUGUCUGACUCACUCACUGCUCCAAAGACAAACUUUACCUGUUGGAAUGGUGAGUGUGUUCCAGAAGCAUCGUUGUGUCCACCAUUUGUAGCUUGUCCACCAUCGUUACCAAAGAGAUGUCCGGGCUACUGUGUGGAAGCAAAUGCUGAGUGCGCUAGUUGCAACUCAACACAUUCAUUUGCAUGUGAAACAGGAUGUAGUAAUAUCGACAUAUGUGGUCCAUACGACGGUUGUGCACUCAACGAGACUAUGUGUCCAAACAUGGCGUGUGUCAAGGAUCCAAAAGAUUGUCAAAAGUACGUUAUCAACAACGAUCCAAACCAAGUGUUGGAGUUGAGCUACAAGUUUAUUCCAUCGACAUCCGAUCUCUAUCCAAAGGGUUCCUCUUACAUUCCUCUGUGGACACGUAAUAUCACCGACGAUGCUAACAUCGAUACAUCGACUCACGUUGUUAUUGGAAACAACAGUAUCGAUUCCAACCAAGUCACUUCUUCGGUAAUUCCAUAUGCCGACUCUCUCGCCAGAAAUAUCUCGGGUGCUGCCAUCGGUGGUGAAAACUUUGACUACUACAAACACGUACUCUCCGGUGUCUUCAAUAUCAAGAUCGACGGAAGACAGCAAUCGCAAUUCAACAAUGGAACCGUCAAUAUCAUCUUUGGAAAUCUCAGAAACAAUGUGAAUGCCUCAGAUUUGUGUUUGGCAUUUAUCAAUGACGACGGUGCCUGGGAAUGCACAGAGUUCCCAGUUGUUCAACUUGACAAUGGUGGAGUAUUGGCUCAAACCAACCAUUUCACAUCGUUUGCACUUCUCCUCAAGACUCAGAAAGACUCUAGCGACAACAGCGAUGGAAUCAGUCAGAAGAAGAUGAUUAUCAUUGUCAGUGUGGUCGUCGGUGGAAUUAUCAUCGGUGCCAUCGCUGUCGGUAUGUUUAUCAGAUUCAAGUUGAAACACAGAAGUUUCCGUAGAUGGAGUGUCCAUCGUUCCGAUCCAAACAUGUCAAACAAUCAUCGUUUCAGACUAAAGAGUUUUGGAGAACAAAGUAUGGAGAAGUUGGCGACGGUCCCAUCACUCGCUUCCAAUUUCCAGUAUGCAACUUGUAAACUUCAUCAAGUCGGAAAUAGUGGAGUGCAUGGUGAUAUUUUAAUUGUUAAUACUUCAUCGACUGAUAUAACUUUAUUUUUUGACGUUAAAGGUUUACAUGGUAUUCAUGGAGUAGUUUUUAGAGAACUAGGAGAUAUUUCUAAUCCAUCUCUAAGUGGAGGUGUAUUUGGAGCGUUUGGACCAAUUUAUGAUUGUCAAACUACACCCGGUUCCAUUGGAAAUUUAUAUGCCGAUAGACUGGGUAAUGCCCAAACACACAUUACCUCCAGCAAAAACACUAUUUUUGCGCUGUCCUCUGGAUCAAUGGUUGGUAGAACCAUUUCAAUCUAUAAUCAUAUAGAAAGAUGUGGUAUCAAUACAUCUCAAAGAGAUAUUAUUGCAGAGUGUGUUGUUGGUAUCGGUAAUCCUAAGUAUCAACAUCCAAAUCACCCGGCUCACUUGUUUUUGGAUCCAAAUGGACAAAAUCUUGCUGGAUUUUUGGGACCAAAUCCAUCGUUCCCAAAGCAAGCCGUUUGUGUUUUAAAGCAUACAAGCCAAAGCAACCGUCCAAUGAACGGUUUUGUAUACUUUAGCUCAAACUCAAGAGGAUCUCUGCUUAUUACAGCAAAGGUCUCUGGUUUAGAUCCAAAUCUUGCCUACGGUAUGCACAUUCACAAAUAUGGUGACAUCACCUCACACGACGGUUCUUCAGCCGGUCCACAUUGGUCACUUCCAUUCCAAAUUCAUGACUUGCCACCCAAUAGAAACCGUCAUGCCGGUGACCUCGGAAACAUUUGUGUUCACCACAGAGAUGGAUACUCCUACUAUAAAUAUCGUACCUCACAUGCUGGCACUUUUGACCACUUUGAGAAUAUGAUUGGUCGUAGUAUUGUUAUUUCCUCCAAACAAGACAUGGGACAAGGACAAAUUGAUUUCGGCCACGCCAUUGCUCACUGUGUUAUUGGUAUUUCUGGUAAUCAUCAACCAUUCUUUAUUCCAGAAGAAAUUGAGUUCCAAAACUAUCCAGAUUGUCUAGGUGGUCCAUGUAAGACUGGUGACCAUACUUCAGGUGGGUCAUCUGGAAGCUGGACAUCCGGUGGAGGUUCAUCCGGUGGAGGUUCAUCUGGUAGCUGGUCAUCUGGUGGAAGUUCAUCUGGAAGCUGGACAUCCGGUGGAGGUUCAUCCGGUGGAGGUUCAUCCGGUGGAGGUUCAUCAGGUAGCUGGUCUUCUGGUGGAAGUUCAUCUGGAAGCUGGUCAUCCGGCGGAAGUUCAUCUGGUAGCUGGUCAUCGGGUGGAAGUUCAUCGGGUGGAAGUUCCUCUGGUGGAGGAUCUUCGUCUGGAAGCUGGACUUCAUCCUCUGGUGGAGGUUCAUCAGGCGGAGGUUCAUCAGGAAGCUGGACAUCUGGCGGCGGAAGCUCGUCAGGUGGAGGUUCAUCCGGAAGCUGGACUUCAUCAUCAGGUUCCUCUGGAGCUUGCUACUAUAACCAUUGCCCACCACACACAUAUUGCGUCGAUUUAGAAGGUCUUGCCCAUUGUUUCCCAGUACCACCACCAUCUGGUGGAUCUUCAUCUGGAGUUUGGACAUCAGGAGGUAGCUCAUCUGGUGAAGGUUCAUCAUCUGGAAGCUGGACUUCUGGAGAAGGUAGUUCAUCCGGAGGAUCAUCAUCUGGAGUUUGGACUUCUGGAGGUAGCUCAUCCGGUGAAGGUUCAUCAUCAGGAAGUUGGACUUCUGGAGAAGGUAGUUCAUCAGGAGGAUCAUCUGGAAGCUGGACUGGAGAAGGUAGUUCAUCCGGUGGAUCAUCAUCCGGAAGCUGGACAUCUGGAGAAGGUAGCUCAUCUGGUGGAUCAUCAUCAGGAAGUUGGACUUCUGGAGAAGGUAGCUCAUCCGGCGGUGGAUCAUCAGGUAGUUGGACAUCAGGAGAAGGUAGUUCAUCAGGAGGAUCAUCUGGAAGCUGGACUUCUGGAGAAGGUAGUUCAUCCGGUGGUAGUUCAUCAUCCGGAAGCUGGACAUCUGGUGGUAGUUCAUCAGGAGGAUCAUCUGGAAGCUGGACAUCAGGAGAAGGUAGCUCAUCUGGUGGAUCAUCUGGAGGCUGGACAUCUGGAGAAGGUAGUUCGUCUGGUGGAUCAUCAUCUGGAAGUUGGACAUCUGGUGGUAGUUCAGGAGGAUCAUCUGGAAGCUGGACUUCUGGUGGUAGCUCAUCUGGUGGAUCAUCUGGAAGCUGGACUGGAGAAGGUAGUUCAUCUGGUGGAUCAUCAUCUGGAAGCUGGACUUCUGGAGAAGGUAGUUCAUCUGGAUCAUCUGGAAGCUGGACUUCUGGUGGUAGCUCAUCCGGUGAAUCAUCAUCUGGAAGCUGGACUUCUGGAGAAGGUGGUCAUACUGGUGGACAAACCAGUGGUCAAACCGGUGGUCAAACUGGUGGACAAACUGGUGGUCAAACCGGUGGUCAAACCGGUGGUCAAACUGGAGGUCAUACUGGAGGACAAACCGGUGGUCAAACUGGAGGUCAUACUGGAGGACAAACCGGAGGUCAAACCGGAGGACAAACUGGUGGUCAAACUGGUGGUCAAACUGGUGGUCAAACUGGUGGUCAAACUGGAGGUCAAACUGGAGGUCAAACUGGUGGUCAAACUGGUGGUCAAACUGGUGGUCAAACUGGUGGUCAAACUGGAGGUCAAACCGGUGGUCAAACCGGUGGUCAAACUGGAGGACAAACUGGUGCUGCUUCAACUACCCACACUACAACUGCAUCAACUACAGCCUCGACCACAGCCUCGACUACUCAGACAGGAACUAGCUCAACAACUGCCUCUACUACUGCUUCAACUACCCACACUACAACUGCAUCAGUAACCGGUACAACCACUGCAUCAACCACUGCAUCAACUACAAAGACAGGAACUAGCUCAACAACUGCCUCUACUACUGCCUCAACUACCCACACUACAACUGCAUCAGUAACCGGUACAACCACUGCAUCAACCACUGCAUCAACUACAAAGACAGGAACAAGUUCCACUACCGCCUCUACAACUGCAACAACCACAGCGUCAACAACUGCUUCCACUACUGCUUCAACUUCAGGUGCAUCAGGUGGUCAGUCUACAACCGCUUCAACAACUGCCUCAACUACAAACACACUAACUGGUACAACUACUGCCUCUACAACUGCAUCGACAACUGCAACAACCACUGCAUCAACUACCUACACAACUACCGCCACUUCAACUGCUACCACAACCAACUCAAUUACAUUAGGUGGUGCAUCAACAAGAGGUGCUUCAAGUGGUGCCACUGGUGGUGCUUCAGGUUCAAGUGGAGCCGGUACCGGUGGAGCUUCCGCCGGUGCUACUGGUGGAGCUUCUGCUGGUGCUACUGGUGGAGCUUCUGCUGGUGCUACUGGUGGAGCUUCUGCCGGUGCCUCAGGUGGAGCCUCAGGUGGAGCCUCAGGUGGAGCCUCAGGUGGAGCCUCAGGUGGAGCCUCAGGUGGAGCCUCAGGUGGAGCCUCAGGUGGAGCCUCAGGUGGAGCUUCAGGUGGAGCUUCAGGUGGUGUAUCUGGUUCAAGUGGAGCUGGUACCGGUGGUGCCUCUGCCAGUGCCUCAGGUGGAGCUUCAGGUGGUGUAUCUGGUUCAAGUGGUGCUGGUACCGGUGGUGCUUCUGCCGGUGCCACUGGUGGUGCUUCUGCCGGUGCUUCUGCCGGUGCUUCUGCCGGUGCUUCUGCCGGUGCUUCUGCUGGUGCUUCUGCCGGUGCUUCUGCUGGUGCUUCUGCUGGUGCUUCUGCCGGUGCAACUGGCGGAGCUUCAGGUGGUGUAUCUGGUUCAAGUGGUGCUGGUACCGGUGGUGCUUCUGCCGGUGCAACUGGUGGAGCUUCUGCCGGUGCAACUGGUGGAGCUUCUGCCGGUGCUUCAGCUGGUGCCUCUGCCGGUGCUACUAGUGGAGCUUCUGCCGGUGCUUCUGCCGGUGCUACUGGUGGAGCUUCUGCCGGUGCAACUGGUGGAGCUUCUGCCGGAGCUUCUGCUGGUGCCUCUGCUGGUGCCUCUGCUGGUGCUACUGGUGGUGCUACUGGUGGUGCUUCCGCCGGUGCUUCCGCCGGUGCUUCUUCAGGAAGUGCAUCAGCCUCUGGUAGUGCCUCAGCCUCAGGUGUUGUUACUACAACUCAAAGCACAACAGCAACUACUACAGCUAGUACCACUGCCUCUAUUGGAUCAACAACAGCUAGUACUUCGGCCUCAACGACCGCAACCACAACUGCUUCAACAUUCGGUAGAACAACAACUGCAACCACUACAGCUAGUACCACUGCUUCGACAGCCAGCACUACUGCAUCCACUACUCAAACAACCACCGCUUCUACAACUGCAACCAGUCCUUUGACGACAAUAGCCUCGACAACAGCAACAUCAACAGCAUCAACAACACAAACAACCACCGCUUCAACAACUCAAACAACCACAGCCACAACAACUGCAACAACCACCGCCUCUACAACUCAAACAACCACAGCCACAACAACACACACAUCAACCUUGAAACCAACAGCUAUUGCAACAAGCAAACCAACCGCUGCUUCAACUAGCAAGCCAACUGCUGCCUCCACUGCCAAGCCAACCUCUAAACCAACAACAACAGCUACCCCUGCACCAGUUGCAACAGGUACCACAGGACCAACUAGAUUGACAACAACGACAACAACAGCUAGUGGUGCUGCAGGAGGAGAUGGUACAACAGGUGACGGAUCAGGAUCAUCUCAAAUCAUGCCAUCAAUCAUCUUGAUUGUAUCAAUGGUCAUAAGUUCUAUCUUUAUCUUUUUUUAA